This is a messenger RNA of Chanos chanos (milkfish), 2039 nucleotides long. RefSeq names its product solute carrier family 8 member B1 (gene slc8b1). The transcript has 15 exons. Gene Ontology annotation, molecular function: calcium:sodium antiporter activity. Gene Ontology annotation, biological process: intracellular calcium ion homeostasis; calcium export from the mitochondrion. The record is from RefSeq and is a predicted model, not a curated record. Gene Ontology annotation, cellular component: membrane. The coding region runs from base 230 to 2023 and encodes 597 amino acids. Lineage: Eukaryota; Metazoa; Chordata; Actinopteri; Gonorynchiformes; Chanidae.
UUCACCACUAAACUGACAACUUUGAUACAAUCGCUCUCAGUGGGUGCCCCAGUAUAGCGGAAUUAUGUCCUGGACUUGCACGUAAUUGUAAUGAAUUUGCGGUUUAUGACAUUUCCGAAAAGUACUCUUGGGGUAGUUCUUGUCACAGCGCAUGUUUCCCCCCGUGUUUCAUAUGACUACCUUGUACAGCGGUAUGGGCAUAGGUGCGUAGUUCGGAAGACGUUAAGUAAUGAAAUCUGCGAUUUUAACCUUCGUGUUGGUUCUUGUACUGUGUUGUGAUAUUACACUAUGUGUUGAGUUGGCCGGCUUGGUUCCAAAACAUCCGUUUAGUCCCGUUUUAAACAGCACAACCUCAGGGAACAGUCUGACCGUUGGUGGGAGUUCAAGGUUUGGAACUAUUUUGAAAAGCAAUGCAGACGAAUGCGAUGUGGUUAUGAACGUGAGCGCUGAUCGGCGCUGUGAGUUUGUGAAGAGCACUCCAGACUGCUCUAAAGAAGAUGGGUUCAUUAACUACCCCUGGAUCACCUUCUGCCUCUUCUCCUCGCGACUUUUUCCUCUAGCAGUAUUCCUCUAUGUGCUAUGGCUGUUCAUCUUAUUCCUGGUUCUAGGACUAAUCGCAUCAGAUUUCUUCUGCCCAAAUCUCUCUGCCAUCUCCUCAACGCUGCAGCUGACACACAACGUGGCUGGAGUGACGUUUUUGGCCUUGGGUAACGGUGCUCCUGAUGUCUUCAGUGCCAUAGCUGCUUUUUCUCAGCCCCGUACAGCAGGCCUCGCUAUCGGAGCCCUGUUCGGGGCGGGAAUCUUCGUCACCACAGUGGUAGCAGGAAGUGUUGCGUUGGUCAAACCGUUUACUGUUGCCUCUCGCCCGUUCCUCCGCGAUGUCAUCUUCUACAUGGCGGCAGUGUUCUGGACCUUCCUCAUUCUCUAUAAAGGCCAUAUUGUCCUGGGGGAGGCACUCGGUUACCUGUCCUUGUAUGGGGUGUAUGUCUUUGUUGUUGUGUUGAGUACAUACAUCUAUAACCGACAGAAACGCUCUCCCAAUGGGCCCGUCCACAGCACAGAGGACGUACCAGUAUUCCAGUCAGAUGACUCGUAUGAUGAUAAUCCUGUCAGAAGCAUACAAGCACAAGAUGAGGAGUACCAGCCCCUGCUUGCGUUCACUGAGUCCACGACCCAGAUAUUUCUGAGCUCUAUAAACCCUGUGGACCAGAGGCAAUGGAGGAGGAAGUCCUGGGCCUGGAAGGCUCUGAAGGUUUUGAAGUGUCCACUGGAGGUCCUGCUGCUGCUGACUGUCCCGGUGGUGGACGCCGACAGAGAGGACCGCAACUGGAAUCGUCCCCUCAACUGUCUCCACCUCAUCACUAGUCCACUGGUCUGUGUCCUCACCUUCAACUCAGGGGCCUACGGGCUGUAUCUCAUAGAGGGAGAGUUCCCUGUUUGGGCACUGACUGCCCUUAUCGGUCUCUUCCUGGCUGGCAUCGUUUUCUUCACCACCUCCAAUGAAGAACGACCUCCGUACCAUUUUCUCUUCUCCCUGCUGGGUUUCGUGGUCAGUGCACUGUGGAUUAACACGGUGGCCUCAGAGGUGGUCAGUUUGCUGCACAUGAUGGGCGUUGUGUUCAGGCUCAGUAACACGGUGUUAGGACUCACUCUGCUUGCCUGGGGAAACAGUAUAGGAGAUUGCUUCGCUGACAUCACAAUAGCCCGACAGGGAUAUCCACGCAUGGCUAUAUCUGCCUGUUUUGGGGGAAUUAUCUUCAACAUGUUGUUUGGUGUAGGUUUAGGCUGUCUGUUAAACAUGAUUUACCAUGAACCUUAUCUUAAGUUUGAGCCGGAGGGUCUGCUGUGUUGGAUUCUGGCCGGAACUCUGGGCCUCAGUCUUGUUCUGUCCUUUGUACUGGUCCCACUACAAUGUUUCCACCUCAGUCGAGUCUACGGUGCCUUUCUGCUGCUGUUCUAUGUCGUGUUUUUGACUGUAGCUCUGCUCACAGAGUUUGGAAAGAUCCACAUGGGGUCGUUAUGAUGAAAUCAGAAACGGG